CUUGGGAGCCAACGCUGUAGGCUUGCAACAAGCAUGCCCAAAGCUCACACGUGGGGCCUGGAGCCACGGAGGAGAAGGAGGCGCGUAAAAAACCACACACUGGGAUACGAAACAGAGGCGGGGAGAAGGAGAAAGAGGAGGAGCCCGGCGCCUUUGGCUCCGCCAGAGUCUGAACGCGGGAGGAAAAGGAGACAAGGCUGCCUCCCUCCCUCUCCUUCCCUGCCCUGGCCCCCGAGAGCGCUUAACGGGAUGCCAGUGGGCGACAUGGGGAAGCCACUGCUGGGCCACCAGAAUGGAGGCAGCGACCCAAGCCUGGUCCCAGGAACCAGUGGCAGGACAAUUGGGGUCCUGGGAAGUGGAGACUUUGCCCGCUCCUUGUCCAUGCGCCUGGUGUGCUCCGGUUUCAAAGUGGUGGUUGGAAGCCGGAACCCCAAGCGCAGCGCCAGCCUCUUCCCUUCAGCUGCUGAAGUGACGUUCCAGGCAGACGCUAUCAAGAAGACAGAUAUUAUCUUUGUAGCAGUUUUCAGAGAACAUUACACCACACUCUGCGACCUCAGCGAUGAGCUGUCUGGCAAAAUAUUGGUUGACGUUAGCAACAAUGCGGAAAUAAACCAUCACAAAGAAUCAAAUGCAGAGUACUUGGCAUCACUUUUCCCAGCGUGUACUGUCGUCAAAGGAUUUAAUGUCAUCUCAGCAUGGACCUUACAGUCAGGCGCCAGGGAUGGCAAUAAACAGGUCUACAUUUGCUGUGACAACCAGGAAGCCAAACGUGCCGUCGGGGAAAUUGCUCAUAUGCUGGGCUUCACACCCGUGGACAUGGGUGCCUUGGUCUCAGCCCGUGAGAUUGAGAACAUCCCCCUCCGCCUCCUCCCUGCUUGGAAGAUCCCUGUCUUCUUGGCCCUGGGUCUCUUUCUCUGCUUCUACACCUACAACUUUAUUCGACAGGUUUUGCACCCAUACAUCCUGGAUAAAAAGAAUAAGUUCUAUAAGAUGCCCGUGGAGGUCGUCAACACCACCCUGCCUUGUGUCGCCUACGUCAUGCUCUCCCUUGUCUACCUGCCUGGAGUGCUGGCCGCUGCCUUCCAGCUCUACCACUGCACCAAGUACAAGCGUUUCCCAGACUGGCUUGACCAGUGGUUGCAACACAGAAAGCAGAUAGGGCUGCUGAGCUUCUUCUGCGCAGCUCUGCAUGCUGUGUACAGCUUGUGCUUACCCAUGCGCCGGUCCCACCGGUACCUGUUACUCAAUGAAGCUGUCAAGCAGGUGGAGAAGAAAGCCGAUGCCUGGGUAGAGGAGGAAGUUUGGAGAAUGGAGGUCUACAUUUCUUUCGGCAUCAUGGCCCUGGGCUUACUCUCAUUACUUGCCAUAACUUCACUUCCUUCCAUCUCCAACUCACUCAAUUGGAGAGAAUUCAGUUUCAUUCAGUCCAGCCUUGGCUUUGUUGCGCUGGUGAUCAGCACUCUCCAUACCUUGACAUAUGGCUGGGGAAGGGCCUUCGAUGAGAGCCAAUACAAGUUCUACCUGCCUCCUACCUUCACCCUCACACUGCUGGUGCCGUGUGUCAUCAUCCUGGCUAAACUUUUCUUCCAUCUUCCUUGUAUGAACGAAAGACUGCGGCGCAUCAGGAAAGGGUGGGAAAGGGGCAGGCCAACUCAGAACCUAAUGGAGACCCUGUGAUAUGGAUCCCUAAAAUAUUGGAAAACUAAUUUUCUUCUCCAAAUCAAGUUCUCACGUUUCUUGGCACCAGUAUGUAUAGCGGUCAAAUGAGGAACAGAUUCUUCAGCCCAGGAACAUGUGUUUCAUGAGUCAGGCAUGACCUGGCCACAGCUGUAAUACAACAAAACUGACUUUGAAGAACCUCUAUAAAGAGUGGCGAGACCGUUGAACAGCCAAUGCAAAUUGGAAUGACGCUGUUUCAAGCUCCCAUCUGUGUUGUCCAAACUAAACUAAAAAUCAUAGUGACACUUUGUUACCAAGCUUAACGCAAAUGGAGGCUGACAGCUGACAUUAUCAUAUGAUCAAUGGCACUGCAGAUGUUUUCGGCUGAAGUUCAAAACAUUGGGAGGUACAGAUAUGGAAAACCACUCAACUAUUCAAUCAGGGGAAUAGGCUAAUUGCUUGACUAUAACCACCAUAUGUGUAAAAAUGGUUUUCUUGUGUACAUACAUGUCAACACAAUCAACAGAUAAUAUAUGUAUCCAUUUCACCACCACAUAGCAACCCUCCUGAACUUUUUGGAUUAUAUCUUUUAAUACAAGGCCCACUAGUUGUUACCUAUCGCUACCUGCAUACAGCUAGAAUAGUAGUCAGGCCUCUGGUGUUUUCCCCAUUUUUUAAGGAGAAAUGACACUGUGAUAUAUAGACAGAACUGUUCCCCACUAGCCAAUUCUGUGGGAUCACAAGCACCAUCUACACAUCUCAUAAGCACAGUGGCAUCACAAGCACCAUCUGCACAUCUCAAAACAACAUUUUAUUAUCUGCCGUCUUAUGUGUUCAAUAGGAACCCCAUUUUAUCACAUAUUGCAGGAUCGUGAUUGUCAAAAUUCAAAGGAAACAUAAACGUACAUAUUACACAUGGGGUCUUGAAUUUCCUCAGAUUCAGUUAUUGAGGAAAUGGAUGCAAAAGUUGUUCACAUAGAAACAUGGGAUGAAAUAUGACAGCGUCCCUUUAUGUUACUCUCAGGCAAAAUGUCAGGAAAAUCUUUUAAAACUAUUUGGCAAUUCUGCAAGGGUUUCUUGGUCAUGAGUCCCUUGCAUUGAAGAAUUAUAGAUGUUAGACACUGAGUAAAAUUAUGGAUGUUGGACACUGAGUUAAAGCAGUAGAAACAGUACAAAUGAGCAGAUAGUGGGUUGAGCGAAUUAGCUUCCUCCCUACCCUGAAGUUUUUUUAGCACAAAUGUCAGCAGGCAGUGCUGCUGGUGCAUGCAACUGACUGCAGGGAACCAUCCAUGCAAACUGAAACUUCAGUAGUAUAGGAUUCAAGCUCUUAGGAAGUAUGUAGGCAUCCAUCUAUAUACAUAAAGCUGCCCUUUUUUGCACACACUGGAUUAAGUCUAAUUGACACACCCUUGCUAGGUAGAGCCGUUUGGCAUGGGCCUGAUCCCCACUUAUCAGCUUCCAGCUCACCAAAGGUUUGGGAAAUCUUGAAGUGGACCAUAUGGAACUCUGAAAGGUAUCCAAAACACUUGCACAGUAGAAGAAUCUGACAGGCAAACAAGAACUCUUUUACACUGUUUACAUGAGCUGACCUUGCUACAUAGAUAUAGUUUUCAAGUAAUCUAAAAUGUACUGCUCUUGUGUGAUCAUAACCCUAGAGCGGUGUUUUUCAACCCGUGGGUCCCCAAGUGUUUUUGACCUACAACUCCCAGAAAUCCCAGCGAGUUUACCAGCUGUUAGGAUUUCUGGGAGUUGAAGGCCAAAACAUCUGGGGACCCACAGGUUGAGAACCACUGUCUAAAGACUGUGGAGCAAAAUAUCCUUUCCCCAUUGAUCUUACUUGUAGCAAAGUGCAAAGCAGCUUCAAAUACAACUAAGGGAUGAAUGAGAAGACUCUUCAACUUGGCUUGUGGCUUUUCUGUGCUUCUUUUGGGGGAGCUCUGUGGCUAUUUCAUGUCUCCAAAAUGUAUGGUAUAUCACUCUCGUUAAACCAUGCUUAACUAUGCUAAGAGAGGGUUUAUAACGCAUACAGUUCUACACAGUCUUGUUCAGAACCUAUGUUACAUAGUAUGGCUGCUGUGAACUGUGACAUCCCCUCUUCCAAAAAGUUUGUAUUAACCUUUUUAUCAAGGCUAGUAGCAAAACCAAGAAAGAUUUUUUAAGAGAGGUGAUUUGAACAAUUUAUACCCAGUGGGUAAUAGAAACCAAAGAAAGCUGUGACUUCCAGUCAUACUGUUAAUGCUAGAGGUGAGGUAGAACCCCUCCCAAAGCUAUCAGAUAUAUUAGGACAGUGGUUCUCAACCUAUGGGUUCUCAGAUGCUUUGGCCUUCAACUCCCAGAAAUCCUAACAGCUGGUAAACUGGCUGGGAUUUCUGGGGCUUGUAGGCCAAAACACCUGGGGACCCACAGGUUGAGAGCCACAGCAAUAGACCAUCUGAUCCAACAUAUCAAAAGAUGCACAUAUAGUUACAUUCACACACAUUUGUCACAUUUCCUCAAUAAUCCCAACUGCUUUUCAUGCAAAUAUUGAAAUGGCCAAGUUUCACAACUCAUCUAGAUGUCUGCAAGAAUUUGAAAAAUAAUUCUGAUCCAGAGUGAGCUUUUCAAAAAAAAAUUUGAAAGAAGAAACACAAUGUCCUUUAUAAAUACUUUCUGCAUAGUUAAUUAUAAGUACUGGGAGAGAAGGAUUAUGUAAGCUCGGAUAAAAAUAUACCAAUGUUAUUUCUCUAUUUGUAUUCUGUAUGGAUAUACUGCUGUGAUAUAAGAGAUACAGUCUAUUGCCUGUAUCAGUGUUUUCUGCACUGCCUAAUUUGUGCCUUGAGAGUUUUAACCAGCUACUAUCCUGCUUCCAAAUAAGUCUUUUGUUCUUGUUGUCAUUGUGUAUAAAAUACAUAACUGGAACAUAUCCAUGAAAUGGAAACUUUGAUGCUAGCUGUUAUUUGCUAUCUAUCCCACCAAUAUUUACAGUAAAAGGCUAUUUCUAAAGUC
Messenger RNA from Anolis carolinensis (green anole), 4644 nucleotides. RefSeq names its product STEAP3 metalloreductase (gene steap3). The transcript is spliced from 6 exons. Gene Ontology annotation, biological process: copper ion import. The coding region runs from base 34 to 1677 and encodes 547 amino acids. The record is from RefSeq and is a predicted model, not a curated record. NCBI's taxonomy places the organism in Eukaryota, Metazoa, Chordata, Lepidosauria, Squamata, Anolidae. Gene Ontology annotation, molecular function: ferric-chelate reductase (NADPH) activity; cupric reductase (NADH) activity. Gene Ontology annotation, cellular component: plasma membrane; endosome.